Messenger RNA from Ustilaginoidea virens, 645 nucleotides. RefSeq lists its product as uncharacterized. The record is from RefSeq and is a predicted model, not a curated record. The transcript is spliced from 2 exons. Lineage: Eukaryota; Fungi; Ascomycota; Sordariomycetes; Hypocreales; Clavicipitaceae. Bases 1 to 645 code for a protein of 214 amino acids.
AUGGCAGAAACUAGAGCCGCCCGCGCUCGCCUACGCCGCACCUUCCGCUACCCCGACGACGACGACGACCUCCAUCGCCAACCCGAAGCAAUGGACGAACAAGAGCAAGAAGCUCUCAUCGACCGACUGAGCGCCCAAAACGCCCUCCAAAACACCCACUUCAGCCGCAUCCUCCUCCUCGUCGCCAUCCUCGCCACCCUGCCGUACCUUCCUCUCCUCGCAAACUCCCGGCACGCCGUCCUGGCCAUCUUGUCCAUCACGUCGCUGCUAUCGACCGCCUACCUGCUCCACAAGCUGCCUUCCGCCGAGACGGGAAUAGCCCCCUUGGACGCUUGGACGCGCAGCCAGGAUGCCCUCGCUGCCUCUUCGGACAUGGCGCGGCAGAUUCGGCGGCUCCGGGGGGGCCUGCGAUGCGAAAAGUCCCCGUUGGAGCUGUACUUGCCCUACUUGAAUGCCGUGCUGGUCCUGAUGCUGGUCCUGAUGGGGCUGGUUAUCGGGAAUGGAGGUGGUAGCUUCGCGUGGGUCGGGGAGGGCAACUUGCCGGCCAUUGUGUACGCCGUCGUGUUGCUGGCCAAAUUUGUCAUGGCCGAAGUUGAUCCAGAGAGGGAGCUGGCUGGGCUCACGUACGAAUACAGGGGUGCAUAG